AAGAAUCGGCAGUGUAGUUCCGAGCUGCAAGGAAGUGUAAAGGUUGGACGAAAAAUCAAGAAGAUAUAAAGACGAGAAGAUGAAGUCCGAUGCGUUGCGAUAUUCGAUGUUUGCAAUAUGGCUUCUCGAUUUCACCGGUAAGUACACUGUUAACAAAGUUGGAAAACAUUAAAAUGUUUAAGUGCCUUUGUAUUGCAACAAUGGGAAAGUGCUCAGACAUCUUACACAGUGUGGAGGGAACUGGUAUUUCCAAUAUCAUUUUUAUUCGAGGUAAAAUCUUAUAGUAAUGCGGAAUUUUUAUUCCCUUCGGAUCUAUUCCUAACCGGGAUUAAUGAUGAUGGUAAAGUGUGCCAGGCACCUUCCAGAUUGUUCUACACGUUGUCGGCUGGCAAAUGAAUACGCUUGUCAGUUCUCUUGCUAUAUAACCCAACAUUUCGGUCGGUUUUCAAACACGUAGCAACUGUGACAGCAAAAACGUAGAUGUAGGCCACCUCAGGUUUUAUUGUCAAACUGUGAAUGCAAAUUGCGUCUGCACUGAUGCAAAUCGGCGACAUAAGUACUCGACUGAAAAUUGCUAGGUCAUUGACUCAUUAGCAACAGCAUGCACGCGCGCAAUUACUUUGAAAUGUUAACGUUAACUACAAUAUGUCAUUUAAGCGUAGGAUUUUCCUGGUUAUGGCUUCUCUUUAAGCCCGCUCUUAUUGUUAUUAUUAUAAGUUUAAGCAAAACGAAAGCCUUGGAUACGGAAACGCGCACGCUCUGAUUUAUUUCUGACAGUCGAAACUGCAUAUUGGAUCUUGAAGAGUCGAUUUACCAAUUCUAAAAUUGCUAAAACAGAAAGACACCGCGAGUUUCGGAAGUAUAACACCUACAACUAGGAAGUAGAACACUUUCAUGUGACACAGAUAUGGCCGGAACAUAGACGUCAGUUGUACGUGGGAGUUUUAAAACCUUUCGCUUUCUAUAUUUACCAAAAAAAAUCCCUGCCUUAAAUUCUCAGAGGGGGACUUUUGUCCAUUUUUACUGAGCCGUUUCUCGAAAGCAAUAAGGGCGACCUUUUUCAAGUCUAAGAAGAAAAUAAUUUUAAAAAAUACUCAUUGCAAUAUCCUUAUUAUAACUGUUUGUCUGUGCUCUGCAGCCGUCUGCCUAAAAAAUUCACAUACAUCUCCCCCACUAAGAGGCUCAGAACGUCUAACUGCAAAUUCCAGCUGCUUAAUAAUACAAACAAUGACAUCUAGAUCGUUUUUACACCCACUGAAUGAUGAAGAGGCAGACAUAAUAAUACCCUUAAGAUAUUUCUAAUUAUGAGUAUUUUAAAAGUAAGGAAAAAGCAAGUACUCAUCAAAUAUAAGCCGUUCCUUUGGUUUUUUCGUUUUCAGUUGAUGCCUUUAAAAGGGUUAAAGAAAAAACCUUUUAAGGGACAAAAACGGAUCACAGGGGUCUCGGUAACUGUAUAAAUGUUGAUUACAAAUGCUUUGGUAUUGAGCAAACUCUUUUACUGUUUAUCCGUCUGAGCAAACACCUCGGAUAAAAAGGAACAUUCAGAAAUUGCAACUUAUACAGAAUUUUGCGGCUACAAUCAUCUCAGGUAUCAGGAAGUACGAUCACAUUUCAACAGGCUUAAGACAACUGCAAUGGCACUUUUUUAAUAUUAUUCUCUAGGGACUCUAUGAUGACAUUUAAGUGCAUUAAUGGGCUUGCACCUGAUUACCUUGCCUGUAAUUUACUUAAGCGAUCAGAUAUCCACACUCGAAACACCAGGUCUUGCAAUAACCUAAACAUCCCCAAAUAUAGAAGAACCAGUGGCUAGUGUCCUUUCACGUAUAGAGCAGAUAAGAUAUGGAAUUCACUAGACCCUGAUCUUAAAGGGGAAGGCAAUCUCAGUAAAUUCAAGAAAGACGUCAAACUAUUGAGGCUUGCCUAGCGACCUGAGGCAUAUAGCACCCGCUACGCUGUCAUUAUGUUGCUUUCAUUGUCAUAUUUAUCAUUUGGUUAGUCAAUCGCAUCAUAGUUCGUUAGUAUUAGCAUUAAUUUUUGAUCCUAUCAUAUUUUUAAUUAGUAAAAUCCAACUAGUGGUCUAUUAACAAUGCUGCGUUCUGACUGGUUGGGCUACUACUAGGCUAUAUAUUAUAGCCCACUAGUAGUGAAAAGCGCGGGCUUUUUGGCGGCAAAAAAGGAUUAAAGUCUAGCUUUAACUAGCUAGAACUUUUUUAUUCUCGUUAUUUUUGUCCAACUAGUUGGAUUUUACUAAAACAUUUAUUCCUCUCGCCCUCAUGGCCUCUGCGUAACUCAGAGCCCAUUCGGACUCGAGGAAUAAUUGUUAAAUAGCCGUUGAAAAGCCUCUUGGGAACUUCUAUUACAGAUAUGUGUGUAGGUAUGUAUGUACUGGUAAACAUGGAAAUCUACGUUGUUGCCAAUAGGCCACUUGCACUAUGAUGCAUUUUACUAUAACUUCGACUAGAACCCUUCAGGGUUUUCUUUCUUGUGCAAAUUAGGGCUUUUGUUAUUUGAACCUCGCUGGGAUUAACAAAUUUAAAUACAAAAGGAAAAACAAAAAGGAUUCUGGUCGUGGCAGUAAAACGACACCAUCGUGCAAAUGGCCUGUUACACAGAAAAAUCUCAAACUGACCAUGCAAGAUGUUUUAAAGGGACGCACUCAGCUGAUGCACAUGCACAUUAGACACCAUUUUUAAGGUUACUGUAUUUGCACAUCACAAGACACGCGAUUCAUGCUCUUUUUAACCACGUAUUGAAGGAUAAGUAAAAGAAUACUCAGGAAAAGGUUUCCAGUAAAAUAUCGAAGAUCAAAUGAGACACUAGGCAAGAUUGAAGAGGAUUUCUAGAUGUAUUCGACGUGAAUUUGAUUUCGAGUUGAGGUAAACGCUUUUCAAACUUGUAAAACUAGUGUCCAGGUCAGCGCAGUCCCACAGCUGUCUGUGACCCUUUACGGCAACGCGCUUGCUGAUUGGAAGCAUGGUGCCUCUAGAACUAACAGGCUCAACACCGCCGACAAGGGCUGCCCUCGAUAGCCAAUGGAGGCUUAGUUUUGUUCUUGAGAGACAAUGAAAACCUACGUUUUAGCCUGGACCCGGAUUAACUUCACGUUUUCCUUAGUUAACUGUUUAACUUGGCCGUCAGUCAAAUUAAGGCUCUUACAAUAGGCUAUUUUCACGAUACUGUCAUCUGACAACAACUACACGACAAGUGCACGACAGCAUCAUCAUUGAUAUCAGCAAGCUUUAGCGCUUAUGAGUUUACCAACGGUUGCGGAGCAUCACCACAACAUUUGCACGCGCACGUUUGAAAGCAUAACGAGCGACCCGAACCACAAGUUAAGAAAGUUGUUGCCGCCUCUUUAUAAGAGCAACUAUAAUCUAAGGCACGCGCGCACUUUCACUUUGCCGCGUUGCAAGACAAAUAGAUUUAAGAACAGUUUUUUUAUGGCCUCAGGCAGAAUUGUAAAUAAUUUUUAGGUUUCUUAUUAUACGUUUUUAGUCUUAGCUAUUACAAUUAUUACUCAUUUUUACAAUUAUUAGUAUAAAUUAUUACCAUUAUGUAAAUACGCAAUUCAGCUUAUGCUGCAAUAUAUUUAAUAACGUACCUAUCUAUCUAUCUAUCUAUCUACUGCUACUACUAUUAUCAGAAUCCAUUCGUUGUCCAUUCAUAUUUAAUGUUGGUAAUCUCAUCGACGUUUCGAAAACAAAAGCCCAAAUUUGCACAAUUAAGCAAUACAGAAGUAAUAGUGAAUGAAGUUAUCGUGCAAAUGAUAUCCCUAGGUUUUAGCUUUCAGGCCCCCCACGCUUCGCCCUAGAGCACAAAAUGCAAUGAAAAUAAUGGCCUCCUCGGGCCCCACUUUUUUUUCUUUCUCACCGACUCUUCACGAACGGGGAGUUGACAAGUUCAUAUAUACAUCCCUUUUCCUUUCUCAGCACCAAGCAUCGGAGAUGGAUUAAAAUGCUACAGCUGCUUCUCAAAAAAAUCCUGGGAUGAAUGCGAGGAGGGAGAAGAAAAACGCGUGUGCCCACCAGAUCACAAUGACGUCUGCAUCAAACUUCAUCUAGUGGAGCACGGUGAAGAGCCGGGGGAUUAUAAUGAAAAAUUUGCAAAGAUGUGUGGACUAGCACAAUUGUGUACCGAUAAGGAAUGCAAAGAAAAUGGAAAGUACUGCAAAGUUGAAUGUUGUCACAACGAUUUUUGCAACUCAGCGGCGAAACUAUCGACUCGGUUGCCAAUCAUGCUACUUCUUCAGUUGUUGAUUUUGAUUGUGACACAUUUCAUACAGUUGCCAUGGUACUGCGGCUAA
Messenger RNA from Porites lobata, 4303 nucleotides. The record is from the annotation of a GenBank genome assembly. Lineage: Eukaryota; Metazoa; Cnidaria; Anthozoa; Scleractinia; Poritidae.